AUGGUGGCUGGCAGCUCCCCCCCGAGCCAGCACGUCCUGUUUAUAGAGAAGAAGCGGGGUGUGACCCCGCUGAGCGUCUCGCUCCGGGGUUUUGUCAUUAUCUCGAGCGACCAGCGGCACACGGAGCGUCCUCCGCGGGAGGAGCAGGCAGGGACGGGAUGGAUCCUGCCCCCGCCGGGUCCGUCUGCGGGGAAGGGCGGUGGCCGCAGGGAUGCAGCUCCCAUCACGCCCACCCCUGAGUCACCCCCGAGGUGCCACAUUGUGGAUGGAAGUGACCUGAAGCAGUUUUUUGACAGCAAUUAUUCUCAGAUUUAUUUUAUAUUCUAUGAAAACUUCAUAACACUGGAAAGCAGCCUGAAACAAAAAGGGAAUAAAUCCCAAAGGGAGGAGCUGGACUCCAUCCUCUUUCUUUUUGAAAAAAUACUGCAGCUUCUACCUGAGAGGAUUUUUUAUCGAUGGCAUUUUCGCAGUAUAGGGUCGAUUCUGAAGAAGCUUUUGCACACUGGAAAUUCUCUCAAGCUCAGGUGUGAAGGCAUCCGGCUGUUCCUGCUGUGGCUGCAGGCCCUGCAGACCAACUGUGGCGAGGAGCAGGUGCUGCUCUUUGCCUGCCUGGUGCCUGGCUUCCCCCCUCUGCCAUCCUCCCGUGGGCCCUGCACGCUGGAGAGCCUGCUCAGCCCCCCUGCUGCUCCUGAUGCCAAGAUUUUCCCCGAAGAAAUAACGCCGCUUCUGCCAGCUGUCUCUGGAGAGAAGAUUGCAGAGGACCAGACCUGCUAUUUCCUGCAGCUCCUGCUAAAAUAUAUGGUAAUUCAGGCUGCCAGCUUGGAGUGGAAGAACAAGGAGAACCAAGACACUGGCUUUAAGUUCCUCUUCACUUUGUUCAGAAAAUACUACCUUCCCCACUUGUUCCCAUCUUUUACCAAGCUGACCAACCUCUACAAACCUGUGCUGGACAUCCCAGAUGUCAGGCCAAGGCCAGUGUACGUGACUGCAACACGGAACAAUGAGAGUGUCUACUGCACCAAAAUCCCCUACAUGGCAGCUCGGGUGGUCUUCAUCAAGUGGCUCGUCACCUUCUUCCUUGAAAAGAAGUAUUUGACUGCAGUUCAGAAUUCAAAAAAUGGAGGGGAAAUGCUCCCUAAAAUUAUUCAGACGGUCGCCGCGGGCCCCGAGAAGGGCGCGGAGCCGGAGGGCGGGGCGGCGCCGGCGGGCGAGCAGGAGCGGGGCCCCGGCAGCAGCAGCAGCAGCAGCAGCAGCCCGUGGGACAGGAGGCUCAGCAGCUGCAGCCUGUGCAGCGUGGAGGAGCAGCACCGCGGCGUCUACGAGAUGGUGCAGGGCAUCCUCCUCUCCACGCGCGGAUACGUCAACUUCGUCAACGAGGUGUUCCGCCAGGCUUUCCUGCUGCCGCCUUCUGAUGUAUCGGCGACACGGAAGGUGGUGAAGGUGUACCAGAAGUGGAUCCUGCAGGAGAAGCCCGUGUUCAUGGAGGAGCCAGACAAGAAGGAGGACAGCCAGGAUGCUGCUGUGCCCUUGGAAGACUCCCCAGUGCAAACAGACGGUAAACAUCUCUGCUCCCAGCCCUGCGGCCACAAGCGCUCCUCCAGCUGGGGCAGGAGCUACUCCUUCACCAGCGCCGUCAGCAGGGGCUGCGUGCUGGAGGACGAGGACAGGGAUGUCAAGGCUGGCGCUCAGGCUGCGCUGCAGGUGUUCCUGACAAACUCUGCCAACGUGUUCCUGCUGGAGCCGUGCUCUGAGGUCCCUGUGCUGCUGAAGGAGCAGCUGGAUGCUUGCAAAGCCGUUCUCAGCAUCUUCAGGCGCAUGAUCAUGGAGCUGUCCAUGAACAGAAAGACCUGGGAGCAGAUGCUGCAGAUCCUCCUGAGAAUCACAGAGGCUGUGAUGCAGAAGCCAAAGGAGAGCCAGGCAAAGGACACGUUUGCUCAGAGCAUGGCGGGGCUGCUGUUCCGAACACUGAUCGUGGCCUGGAUCAGAGCCAACCUGAGCGUGUACAUCUCCCGGGAGCUGUGGGAUGAGCUGCUCAGCGUGCUCUCCUCCCUGACCCACUGGGAGGAGCUCAUUGCUGAGUGGGCCAACAUCAUGGACUCGCUGACUGCAGUGCUGGCCAGGACUGUCUACGGUGUGGAGAUGACAAACCUGCCCCUGGACAAGCUCAGCGAGCAGAAGGAAAAGAAGCAGAGAGGCAAAGGUGGUGUUUUAGAGCCUCAGAAGACAGCUGUAGUAGGAAGAUCUUUUUCAUUGAGCUGGAAAAGUCACCCUGAAGUUGUGGAGCCGAUGAGAUUCAGAAGUGCCACAACCUCUGGGGCCCCAGGAGUGGAGAAGGCGAGAAACAUUGUCCGUCAGAGAGCCACAGCUAAGCGAAGCCAGUCUAUCAGCAACUGUGUCCAUCUUUAUGAGGCUUUGCCAGCCACUAAAAGUGUGCCUCUUCUGCUUCACACUGUGAGCUCUCUCUUCCCUGGUAUCUCUUACACUUCUUGCUCUCACAGACUCUCAGAAGUGGAAGAAGCCCAGCAGCUGGAAAAUGCAGAAGGAGCAGAAGCUGCAGGCCCAUUUGCAGACCAAGAGCAGCAGCUGACUCGAAGCAGCAGCACUUCAGAUAUUGCAGAUCAGAUUCCCUCUGAUUUUUUUCAAGGUAAAAAGGCUGGAAAUUCGACUUCAGACUCCAAGUCAGUUCAGGAAAAUAAGGGAUAUGCAAAGGAGCACGAAGCCGAGCAAGUGCAGAUGCGGAGGAGCAGCAGCACAGCCGAGCUGGAUCUGAGAGCAGAGCUGCAGCAAGCACACGGCUAUUACAGAGAGAGAGAGAAAAGUGAGAGCCUGAGCAGUGAUGCCUCCCUGGGCUGUGCAGCUGACGUGGACAUCGCCCUGGUGGCCUGGCAGGGGGCUGAGGAUGACCCCGAGGCCGGGCUGGCCGCGGGGCCGGCCGGGGACCCCGCAGCACCGCCCUGGCUGCAGCUCAGCCCCUCGCAGGAGCCUGCCAACCUCACAGACAGCAGUGAGUUCCUGGCUGAUGACUGCAGCAUAAUUGCUGGGGGAAGCCUUAUUGGUUGGCAUCCUGAUUCUGCUGCUGUGCUGUGGAGGAGAAUCCUGGGAAUUCUUGGAGACGUGAACAACAUACAGUCACCUAAGAUCCAUGCAAAAGUUUUUGGCUACCUUUAUGAGCUGUGGUAUAAACUUGCAAAGAUCCGGGACAACCUCGCCAUCAGCGUGGACAAUCAGUCAACUCCUUCUCCUCCCGUCCUGAUCCCUCCUCUCAGGAUAUUUGCAUCGUGGCUGUUCAAGGCUGCCACGCUGCCCAGCGAGUACAAGGAGGGGAAGCUGCAGGCGUUCCGGCUGCUCUGCGCCAUGAUGAGCCGGCGCCAGGACCUGCUGCCCAACUCCGACUUCCUGGUGCACUUCUACUUCGUGCUGCGCCUGGGGCUCACCAGCGACGACCAGGACAUCCUGAACACGGUCAUAAAGCACUGCCCUCCGUGGUUCUUCUUCCUGGGGCUGCCUGGCUUCACCAUGCUGAUCGGGGACUUCGUGGGGGCGGCGGCGCGCGUGCUGAGCGCGGACACGCCCGAGGCUCCCCGCUCCGAAGCUCACACCAUCCUUGGUGCCCUUGUGUGCUUUCCCAACACCUACCAAGGAAUCCCACAGCUGGGACCCAUCUCAGAGGCUGGUGAGAGCAUCACAGGAGCUGCAGAUGUGAAGUAUUGCCUCAUAAAUAUUUUAUUGAAGAAUGCUACAGAGGAGCCAAGUGAAGCUGCAAGAUGCAUAGCCAUCUGUGGCCUGGGCGUGUGGAUCUGCGAGGAGCUCACGCAGAGCACCAGCCACCCCCACGUGAAGAAAGCCAUCAAUGUCAUAGGUGUGACGCUGAAGUUUCCCAACAAGCUGGUAGCUCAGGUAGCCUGUGAUGUCCUUCAGCUGCUGGUGUCUUACUGGCAGAAGCUUCAGGAGUACGAAUCGUCCCUGUGCCGGAAAAUUGCUGAAAUCCUGGUGGCCACCAUCGCCUUUCUCCUGCCCGGUGCCGAGCACUCCUCCCUGGAGGCGGAUAAGAAGUUCAUAGUUUCGCUGCUGCUUUGCUUGCUGGACUGGUGCAUGGCACUGCCCAUGAAAAUGCUGCUGGAGCCCGUGUCUGCUGGUGCUGUGGAGGAUCAACAUGCAUCCAGAGCUCCUUUGCUGGAUUAUAUUUACAGGGUCCUGCACUGCUGUGUCAAUGGCUCCAGCACCUACUCGCAGCAAAGCCACUACGUGCUGAGCCUGGCCGACCUCUCCUCUGCUGACUACGACCCCUUCCUGCCCCUGGGGAACGUCAGGAGCGCCUCAGAGCCGGCCCAGUGCCCCUCCUCCACCGAUCUGGGCAACCUGCUCACCGUGGCUGAGGAGAAGAGGAGGAGGAAUCUGGAGCUGAUCCCUCUGACGGCGCGGAUGGUCAUGACGCACCUGGUGAACCACCUGAGCCACUACCCGCUGAGCGGGGGCCCCGCCGUGCUGCACAGCCUGCUGAGCGAGAGCCACGACAACUCCUUCGUGGAGUCCUCCGAGCUGUGCUCCGAGGUGUUCCGCAGCCCCAGCCUGCAGCUCUUCGUCUUCAACGACAGCACCCUCAUCUCCUGCCUGCAGCUGCCCGCCGAGCGCGGCGCGGGCGCCCGCCCGGCCGUGCGGGUGAUCGUCAGGGACAUCUCCGGGAAGUACUCCUGGGACGGCCGCCUGCUCUACGGGCCCCUGGAGGGCUGCCUGCCCCAGCACGGCGCCGGCGCCGCUGCCUUCCCCUUCGCCGGGCAGGGCUCUCAGGCGCAGGGCACACAGGAGCAGGGCUCCCAGGCAGAGGAGGCUGAGGAUGCUCUGGACCAGCUGCUGGAGCGGCUGGGCAGCAGCAGCCCCGAGUGCCUGGCGCACCCGCAGCGCCGGCUGAACGACUGCGGCCGGGACCGCAGCAUGAGGCUGGCCCCCCAGCAGCCCCCCCCGCCCGCCGAGCCCCAGGCCUCCUUCUAUUUCUGCCGCCUGCUGCUGGACGACUUGGGGAUGAACUCCUGGGACAGGAGAAAAAGCUUUCAUCUGCUGAAGAAAAAUUCAAAGUUGCUGCGAGAGCUGAAAAAUCUGGAUUCCCGCCAAUGUCGUGAGACUCACAAGAUCGCCGUGUUCUACAUCGCCGAGGGACAGGAGGACAAGUGCUCCAUCCUGGCCAACGCCAGGGGCAGCCAGGCCUAUGAAGAUUUUGUGGCUGGGCUGGGCUGGGAGGUGGACCUGUCCACGCACGGCGGCUUCAUGGGCGGGCUGCAGCGCAACGGCAGCACGGGGCUGACCGCGCCCUACUACGCCACCUCCACCGUGGAGAUCAUCUUCCACGUGUCCACCAGGAUGCCCUCCGACUCGGACGACUCCCUGACCAAAAAGCUCCGACACUUGGGGAACGACGAGGUUCACAUCGUGUGGUCGGAGCACACGCGCAACUACCGCCGGGGCAUCAUCCCCACCGACUUCGGGGACGUGCUCAUCGUCAUCUACCCCAUGAGGAACCACAUGUUCUUCAUCGAGAUCGUCAAGAAACCCGAGGUGCCGUUCUUCGGUCCCCUCUUCGACGGCGCCAUCGUCACCGCCAAGCUGCUGCCCAGCCUCAUCUGUGCCACCUGCAUCAACGCCAGCAGGGCCGUCAAGUCCCUCAUCCCCCUCUACCAGAGCUUCUACGAGGAGAGAGCUCUGUACCUCGAGGCCAUCAUCCAGAACCACAAAGAAGUGAUGACGUUUGAGGAUUUUGCCGCUCAGGUCUUCUCUCCCUCUCCCAGCUACUCGCUGGGUGGAACUGAUUAGAGUGUGGGCGCUCCCGGUACAGAAACGGCCACAGGCUGCCUCACCGCAAGCGCUGCCCUGGCUGCCAGCCCUGCCGUGGCGCUGGAAGCCGCCCUCGCCUUCGCUGCCACCUGCCCACCCGAGCCACGGCACCCGAGCCAUGCAUGGCACAGCGGGGGACCACGGCCUGCUCUCUGCAAUGCCUUUCCCCAGGCUGGACACACGUGGCUGGGGCCGGGGUGUCACCUGUGUCACCACUGCACUGGCACCAGGUAGCAGCCCCAAGGCCCUGGGCGCAGGUGCCGCAGCCAGAGGUCGCGAGCCAGCACUGAAAGCAGUUAUUUACUGCACCCUUAGAGCAUCGCUUGAGUCAUUCCAGCAGCACCUACCUGUGCAUUAGGGAAUUGCUCCUAAAGGCCUUUUCCCAGGACUAGCCAGGUAGCAAAUGUUGCUUGCUGGAGCACAGGUGGAUGAGGGAGGACUCUCCACUGUCCCAGGUGCUGUCCCACUGUGGCCUUCCUGUGGUGUGUGCACUGGAACUGCUCCCUAGAGAAACAAAAAUAAGCAAAUCCCUUUUAGAAGAGCAAAAGCCACACUCCUGCCAUGUCCCCUUCCCAGCCCAGUGUGAAGAGCUGGGUAACCCCCUCACCUUGUCCCAGCAGGCUGUGACCUGUCCCUAGCCAGAGACAACACAGCUGAAGGCUUCUGAGGACUUAGGGUCCUCCUGGCACCUGCUGUAGUGAGCAGAGCUCGUGUUGGCAGUAGCUGAUGUGUUUUGGUCCACAUGUCUUAGGCUGAUGGGGUGAAAAUUUUUAUAGUUAAAUCCCUGGUAUUUUAAAGCAACAGAAAUGUGAGAUCCAGCAGCCACUGAGCCCUGUCCUGCUACUGCUUGGUUGCUCCUGGGCGCACACACGCACACCUCCCAACAGAAUGGGAGCUGCUUUAGCCAAAGGGAUUGUGGUCUUUGGGAAAUGCCCCGUUGGGCCCCCAUUUGUUUUUGCACUUACACUUGGUGUCAUAGCUGUCUGUCUGUCUGUCUGUCAGCACCAGGCCAGGGGCCACCCUGUGCCCAAGGGGCAGCAGCUCAGCCCCAGUGCCUGACAGGAACUCACCUGGUGCAGCUGCAGGAAGGAGCCUCUGUCGCUGAGGGCUUGGACAACUGGUUUGAUUUUCUGCCUCACAGUUGGCUUUUGCUUUCUAUUCAUCUUCUGUCAGUGAAGGAACCUAGCAAAUAAAACAUGUAUUUUAAUUUAUUUUACAUUCAGGGCCGGACAGGCAAGGCUGUCUGGCACUUAGUUAUCUGAUAGCUGGUCUGAAACAAUUUCAAAGGCAUCCUUCUGAGUAAGGAGCACUUUCUCCUUAGAGCAAUAUGUAUGUACCUCUAAUUCAGGGAAGAAUUAAGACAUCAAUGAAAAUCGUGUUUUCCUGAUGUCAAAGAACUAUUAAUUUGUGUAAACUCCGCUGUGGUUUUGCACCCUGAACCGGAUGACAAAGCCACUCUGUUAGCCCUCACCCAAUGACCAAAUCGUUGCUCACAAUAAAGUUUCUCCCCGGAGC
This is a messenger RNA of Ficedula albicollis (Collared flycatcher), 7341 nucleotides long. RefSeq names its product Ral GTPase activating protein catalytic alpha subunit 2 (gene RALGAPA2). The coding region runs from base 1 to 5805 and encodes 1934 amino acids. Gene Ontology annotation, biological process: regulation of small GTPase mediated signal transduction; positive regulation of GTPase activity. Gene Ontology annotation, molecular function: GTPase activator activity. Lineage: Eukaryota; Metazoa; Chordata; Aves; Passeriformes; Muscicapidae. The transcript is spliced from 44 exons. Gene Ontology annotation, cellular component: cytoplasm; nucleus. The record is from RefSeq and is a predicted model, not a curated record.